Molecule: messenger RNA, 1203 nt
Organism: Hyaloscypha bicolor E
Lineage: Eukaryota; Fungi; Ascomycota; Leotiomycetes; Helotiales; Hyaloscyphaceae
Product: FAD/NAD(P)-binding domain-containing protein
Exons: 2
Coding region: 1-1203 (400 amino acids)
Molecular function (GO): FAD binding
Source: RefSeq, a predicted model, not a curated record
AUGUCCUCUCCCCACAUCCUCAUAAUCGGCGGCGGAAUAGGCGGCCUCGCCUUGGCUCAAGGCCUCAAAAAUCACUCCAUCCCAUUCACGCUCUUCGAGCGCGACCCCUCCCCCUCCACGCGAGCCCAAGGCUACCGCAUUCGCAUCGCUGGAAUUGGGGCCCAAGGACUGCAUUCCUGUCUCGACGACGAGCUGUGGUCACUUUACCAGCGGACAUGCGCUGAAAGUAAAGGAAUGGGAGUGAAAAUGAAUGCUAUUGAUGGGGGCAAGGUGCCAAUUUUCAGACCGGGUGGACCGGGGGGGCCAGGGGGUCCAAGGGGUCCUGCUGAUAGGACGACGCUGCGGGCUCUACUCCUUCUCGGUAUAGAAGGGAACGUAAAGUUUGGGAAAUCAUUCGCAAGAUAUGAAGUCACUGAAAAUGGAGUAACGGCCUUUUUCAGCGACGGAACGAGCGAGAAUGGGACGUUGCUCGUUGGAGCAGAGGGUGUGGCUUCAGUUGUCAGGAAACAGCUCUUGCCGUAUCAUCGAUAUGUUGAUACUGGCUCUCGUGUCCUGUACGGCAAGACGCUCAUCACGCCUGAACUCGAGGAGCGCUUCGCGCCUGAAGUAAUGCAGGGUGGUAUCACGGUUAUCCAGGACUCUGCGCCUCUGACGUUGUUCCUGGAGCCCACUCGUUUCGCAAAUGAUAACUCGAUCGAGUCUCAGGGGCGGAUUACAAAGACUGAGGAUUACGUGUAUUGGGUUCUUGGUGGAAGCGCCGAUAACAUGGGUCUUUCCGACUCUAAAUUCCAUUCCCUCAAUGACAAAGAGGCAGCGAAUUUGACGGUGAAAUUGACAGAGAAAUGGCUCCCUUCUUUUCGCUGCUUGUUGGAGCUCCAAACCACUUCACAGUGCGCACCUCUUCGCCUCAUCUCAGCUAAGCCAGAGAGGCCGGAGUGGAAACCUUCUGCACGCGUGACGCUGCUGGGCGAUGCCGCUCAUGCGAUGAUGCCUGCUGGUGGUUCUGGGGCAGCGUGUGCUUUGGGCGACGCUGCGUUGUUGCUGAAGUUGAUUGUUGAGGAGGGCGUGAGCGAGGAGACGAUGGAGAAGUAUAUUGAUGGGAUGUGGCAAUAUUCAUUGCCGGCUAUUCAGCAAAGUGCCAUGGCAGCACAGGGGUUGUUGGGAUUCAAGGGGUGGGAUGAUGCGAAGGAGAUCAAUCUUUGA